AUGCGGGAGGAUCAUUUAGUGCGUCUCGGCGAGCAGUUAGAGAGAUCUACCGAGCGUCUUCGGUGGUCUUACAAGCGGGUAGCCAAUUGGGAACGGGACCAACGUGUCUCCUCGUUGACAGCACGCUAUGGGCACGCAUUCACACGGCAUAUGUCCCUGGCAGAUAGAUUUGCGUCGGAGUGGGAGUCCGUGUUAAGCGCCAGCCAUCGCAAGGAGCCACUGGACUCGUUGCCCGCGGCGGUCCGGGAUUUCUCGACGAUCCCACAUGUGCAACUGCUCACUCCACUCGAUAAUGAACGCCUGCUGCUACCGAUAACGGAGGCCGAGGUGCUUUCAGCCGUCCGAGGGAUGAAUCGGUAUAAAGCGGCGGGUCCCGAUGGUCUCAAUAAUGAUUUUUACAAAGAUACAGCAGCGCUGAUGGUGCCGGCGCUUGUAGCUAUCGGCAACCAAAUUCUAGCGGGGGCCGACCUACCCCCCUCAUUUCUGUCGGCUUCAAUUAUUCCGCUUAUGAAGAAAGGUGACUCAGAUGACGCCAUGGAUUAUCGACCGAUCUCGUUAUUACAAACCGGGUACAAGGUUUUUGCCAAGGUGCUAGCUACGAGGGUGCAGGUGUGUUUACCGCGUAUCAUUAGUGACUCCCAACAAGGUUUUGUUCACGGGCGCUGUAUGACCAAGACGGUAAUGAUGAUGAUGGCCCAACUAACGACGGCGACGGAGCAGAUCGACUUGACGGCGGAAGACAGUCGCUGUAUCUUAUUACUCGACUUUCGGAAGGCUUACGAUACUGUGGACCGAGAUUUCUUAUACGAGUCCAUGCGUCUAUUUGGUUUUACAGAAAGCUUUAUUGACCUCAUCUGUCGGAUCCACACGGGCACGACUGCAACUUUUGUCGUUAAUGGAGGUCGAUCCGCCGCGCUCCCGGUGCGUUCCGGAAUCCGGCAAGGCUGCCCGCUUGCGCCUCUCCUCUUUUUACUCGUUGUAGAGGUAUUAGGGCUCGCCCUCAAGCAAGACCCGUCACUCAAAGGAUUGCCAGUGCCUAGGACUGUCGACAGGACUCAUCUCUUUUCGGCGUUCGUCGAUGACUCAACGCUCUUUUUGGACACGGCAAAACAAAUCCCCCAUGCUCUCGGAAUUAUUCAAGCGUUUGGGAAUCUGUCAGGCCUUCAUGUGCAACCAGCAAAGAACAAGCUUCUUUUUUUGAACCGGGCCAUCUCCAGAGCGAGCUUUGCCGGUAUAGACAUCGUGCCCUCCGGCGCCACUACCAGGUACCUUGGGUACGAGAUCGGGACCGGGCCUCUGGACAACAAAAAUUGGGCUCAUCGGAUCCGGACAAUUCAGCGCCGCCUCCUCACUGCGACGAGGGUGGCGACAAGCGUUGAGAAUAGGGUACUCAUCCUGAACUCCAUUGUUCCCCCCUCCUUGCUCUUUACGGCGUCCGUCUUCGACGUCCCUCGAUGGGCGGAAAAAGAGGUUCAUAAUUUAUACAAGAACUUUCUAUGGGAGCACGCGACUGUGACCGACAAUAGCCGCCACAAGGUCAACCCAGGCCUGCUAGUGACGCCCAAACAGGCUGGGGGGAUUGGGCUUAUCGAUUUCUCAGUAGCUGUCAAGACUCAACGGACGAAGCAUACGAUUAGUUGGCUAACGCAGCGCCAGAACAAGUAUUUUGACGCAUGGCGAGUAUGGGGUUUUCGGGGAGAGCCUCCGGGUACUGCGAAGAAAAUUUCACCAGCUACGGCUACUAGGAGGGCGGAGUCACGAUGUAGCCGCUCUAAGUACCAGGCACUGACGCAGGAGCUUGGAGAAUGGCUCGCACCUACACCAGCACAACUUGGCAGCCUGAAGUCGUGGAUCGCCAGUCAAUCGCCGGCUCUGCUUGAACGGGCCGCCAGCUGGUGGGAAGGGGAGGAUUACGUAUUGUCGUAUUAUCAAGCCUUUCCUCGGCGGCCGGUGGGGGCCGAUGACUUUCCAUUAGAAAUUCAGCGGUUUUGGCACACCUUGAAUUGGAGUGCAAACCCCUGGAUCCGGGAUAUGAGCGGUAAUCUGCUGACGCGCAGCAAAUACGAUCGGAUAGCAGUAUGCUCUCUGGAAGUGCUUAACAUAGUGCGCACAGGUCCGGCAGAAUUUGUGAUGACUGUGCCUCUGCCGCUACGCCACCCAGGCCCUCACUCAGGAUCCAAAUUAGGGCGGUGGGCGACAGCCUUGCUCUUAUCCUCACCCGAAUUACAAAUUGGAGAGGCUCUAAACACGCCACCAGCACUCCGACCCCGACACGAGCCUCCUUUCACAGUCAGCUUUGACUGGAGGCUGAACAGCGCUGGCAGCAUUGAAGGUCGGCCAUCGUCCAGUUCGAGGAGCCCACCCACGUCUUUCACUCUACACCAAGCCAGUGACGGGCUGCGAUGGUUUUUUCAGGGAUCGGUGCCGGAGCUAAUCGCCGAGUCCGACAUCGCUCGACAGGCGCUUACCCGCGAGCUCUUGACAGGAGGGCUCGUUUUUGAAGCGAACCCGCAGCUUCACCAUUUUCCUUGGUCCGUUCUGGACAAAACGUCCAACAUUCACAUCGUUCAGGAAGCUUUCCGGUUACACAAGAAAGUAUUUGCCCGCCCCCUGAAGGAUUUUAUCUCACGUCUCGACGACAGGGCUAUCAUCGACAAGUGGCAGAGUGCCGCUCUCAGGCAAUCUCCGCGGCAAGUGUGGGAUCAUUGUCACGGACUCUCUCCGUAUCAAGUCUGGACAGGGUAUCGGGUCGCGACGCGCCAGCUCAACCUGUACCAUGCGGCGCGUCCUGAGGACAAUAGUUGCCGGAAGGCACCAGCCUGUCACGGAUGUGAAGAGACGAUCAUGCAUGUCUUUUGGGAGUGCAACAGCGCAACUGCCCUAUGGAUUAAACUGAUUGAGCACUGGACCGGGGAACGCGCGUCCCGCGGGCGGACCCAACAAUUCUUGGUCGCCUGCGCCAGUCGCCAGGCCCACACGAUACAGUCACACCGGAUGAAAAUCUUAAACGACCGAUUUCAAGACGACGUAGCUGCGGCCAUCCGCGUAUGGAAAGAAAUAUGGCACAUCCUGGCGACGAUGCGUCAGACAAGGAUAUGGACAGACCGGAAUGCGGCGGUCUUCCGGGCAGAGUCUAUCGAUAUUACUAGGGGUACCGAAAAUUUCUGGGCCUCGUGCAUCCGCCAGCUUCGAGCUAUAGCACAGAGGCGGCAUCGAAAAGUAGCAACAGCAAUUACCGGGGCAGUGCUUUAUGCAUGCAUCGAGUUAUUGGAAACCGAACCAAGAGGGUUGCCAGUGGUCACUGGCACCAGCCACGAAGAGCCCCCGGGUACCCCGGCGCUUACGUCCUGGCUUAGUUUAUACCAGAGAUCUUGCACGUAG
Peronospora matthiolae is the source of this 3381-nucleotide messenger RNA. NCBI's taxonomy places the organism in Eukaryota, Oomycota, Peronosporomycetes, Peronosporales, Peronosporaceae. The record is from the annotation of a GenBank genome assembly.